Molecule: messenger RNA, 1526 nt
Organism: Talaromyces proteolyticus
Lineage: Eukaryota; Fungi; Ascomycota; Eurotiomycetes; Eurotiales; Trichocomaceae
Exons: 3
Coding region: 261-1499 (412 amino acids)
Cellular component (GO): mitochondrion
Molecular function (GO): oxidoreductase activity
Source: RefSeq, a predicted model, not a curated record
UGAAUAUUAAUGUUUUCAUGUAUCACCAUGUGGAUUCAGUAUGGAGCUCAGUUCUAUGCCAUUCAAUUAAACAUCAUCAAUAGUGAAUAUAAGCAAUUAGACCUUGCCUUUACUUCUCACCUGAACCAUUCACGUGACAUGAUGUCAUCGAUACAGAUGCUGGUAAACAGUUCCGGGCAGCUUCGUGGUGUAUUCACAUCUUAUUCCUGUUCUCGUUGGUGCCUCGGUUGACAUGCCAUCCACCAGCCAGCAGGCGAUAAAUGCGACUCUUAGCCAAUAUCUUACCUCCCCCGGCAAGAACUGCUCGUUGUAACCUCCGGCAACAGGCAAGACGCUACCUCUCUCUAAGCACUGCCAUGGCCCCGAGAAAAGACUCAAUCCCCCACGAGACACGCACAGCCGCCGAGCCCCGGCAAAACAAGCUAUACCCUGUGCGCUUGGUGCAUGUCGAGCAAGCCAACCCUACUAUCCGUCUCCUCCGGCUGGCGUUGCCGGCGGAAUCGUCGUCCGAUGACGAAGCUACCGACUCUCAACCUCAAGAGCCCUUCUCCUUCCUCCCAGGACAAUGGCUCGAUGUGCACGUGCCCGGCAUCCAACAAGCAGGCGGCUUCACCAUAACCUCAACCCCUGCCGACGCCCAACAACUGCCUACCCCUGAUCCAACCGUAGUCCAAGACGGAACAGACCAAUUAGCAGAUCAGCAUGGCGAAAUCGGCGUUCCUACGAUGGUUUCCAGAGGGAGAUAUCCCUACGUGGAGCUCGCCGUGCAAAACUCCCCGUCCAACCCGCCUGCCGCAUGGCUGUGGAGACCAAAAGGGGAGAUAUUGGGUAGGGAGGUGAAUGUGAGGGUUGGUGGGAGCUUUGUGUGGCCACCUGCCGCUUCAGUGAUACGUGAAAGGGACAUCAGGGAAGUCCUGUUUGUCGCUGGCGGGGUAGGCAUUAACCCCUUGAUAUCGAUCCUCUCGCAUAUCACCGAGCCACAUGAAACUACGACGGCUCCUUCUAUUCCACCUCUACAUGACCAACCCCGUCAUGAGCCAUUGAGCAUUCAUUUCCUUUACACAACCCGCGUCCCUCAAGCUACCACCAUGUCGUCCAAAGAUAUCACCUACGAAUCUCUCGACGAAAUUCUAUUCCUAUCACGCCUGCGUCAAAUAGUGCAACGAGUUAGUAGCCACAAGACCAAGCAACCAUCAUCUAAUCUGAAACUCAACCUCGAUCUCUAUCUAACCAACGUCCCUGCAUCUGCAGCCGCCGAGGCUGAAGGAUUCCUCCGGGGUCCGUCAAAACUCAAUUCUAACAAUACCAGUUACAACAAUGAUCAUAUACGGGUGCGAAAUCGUCGUAUUAAUAAACAGGAUCUGUACGAGGCGGCAAGCAGACAGCCUGACAGGACUGUUUCUUACGUGUGUGGACCACCGCCGAUGACAGACGAGUUUGUUGGGUAUUUGAAUACGCUUCUGGAUUCGCAAAGGGUGUUGUGUGAGAAAUGGUGGUAGUCAUAGUAAUAGGUUUCUCUAAAAUAU